This is a messenger RNA of Penicillium expansum, 1527 nucleotides long. RefSeq lists its product as uncharacterized. The record is from RefSeq and is a predicted model, not a curated record. The transcript has a single exon. Lineage: Eukaryota; Fungi; Ascomycota; Eurotiomycetes; Eurotiales; Aspergillaceae. Bases 1 to 1527 code for a protein of 508 amino acids.
AUGUCAGCAAUCCAAGUGCAAACAACCACACCCCGUCAGUCUCCAGCGCGAUUCGCCCGCAAAUAUGGCCCGGCAUUCAAUAGGUUCGACGGACUCUCCAACGUCAGCAUUUGCGAUCAGGAACUUGGUCCCAUUCAUAUUGAUUGUCGGUUCCGCCAUUCAAAGACUCAACUAGGUGUGCUUGGUACGGCUCAGAAUCAAGCCGGAAUUCUCUACGUUGACCUCACUUUCAGUCAGCCCAAGGACUGCCCUCUGACGAGUGCGGUUGUCUGGAUCAGUUUAGAGGAAGAAGACAAAGACUGGAAAAAGGAACACAAGUUUCGAAAAAGACGAACGAAGUCAACUCCAAUGAAUUCCUCCCGGAACGACCUUGACCCAUUCGAAAUUGCUAAGCCGCGCUACGGCAAAUCACGCUUCCUUCAAUUCACACACGACUUUGGUCCUAAGCAGCUUGAGGGAAGACCUACCAAUAUGACGACUAAAAGUGUUAUGCAUUUGACCCCCGAGGUUAACGUUCUUGGUAAUGGGGGUGGCGGAUUGGGCUACGAUCGGGAACAAACAUUCACUCAAGCUAGCCGCUGGAUGUUUACAGGAAAUUUACUUCCAGGCUCCAGAUUACUUGCCAACCCUGAGAAUAUCAAUUAUUUCAGAGCAAUGGUAUACCGCACACUGAAAUGGGAACUCUCGAAAGAUGAUCUCCAACGACAAUCGACGCAUAGCAGCGAGAUCCAGACAGCUUUCACUUUCGAGCAUGACAUGGAACCAUUUUAUAUUCGAGUCGAAAUACAGGGGAAGCUGAAACGAAAUUCUAAAUACCUCAGAAGUAACGUGAAGCAGCUAUUCAAAUUUCCCAGCGACGAUCAAAAGGAAGUUGGCAAGUCAAUGAUACUAGUCAUUCCCGACAAAGAACGGAAACUUACACGUCGACUGGAUCCGAUUGCCAAAGUGUUACCGUUUCAAAUGGAACGGCUGAACCUAGAAGGGAUUCGGGUGCAGUUUCCUGAUUCUCUUCCUGUCUCUUAUCAGGAUGCUCCUCAAGUCGCACAAUACUUGAGUGCAGAGUCAGAUACAGCAGUCGAGGAGGGUUACAGCUGUACGGACCCUGUUGAUUCUACCAAAGGCAAACAGUCAAGCCUCCCAGCUUAUAAAUCACCAGAAAUAUUGCCAUCUUCCCUUGUUCCACAGCCAAUCGUGCAGCCAAUCCCACGUGGGCUAGGGUCAAUCAAAGAAAGCCCGAUAGUGGCCCAAGAACCCGUGCUCAUAUCCUUGAAAGACAAAAUAUCAGUGCCAAGCCACGUUCAGCCCCAUUCUUCAAUGGAUUCAACCCAAAUUGGAGAAAACGGGGUGCUACCGACCUCGCAAAAUUCAAAGCUCAAGCCAGACCACCUCAGUUCACGAGUCACGUCUCUCACACAAAAUCCAUCAGAAAAGGAACUGAAUGAGCUUGCCGCUCAAAUAGCUCAAUUUCCCGUCUUGGUUUUGAUUUUUGAAUGGGUUAUUUAUGUAGUCACUUUUUUGCCGGUUUAA